Molecule: messenger RNA, 3514 nt
Organism: Dinoponera quadriceps
Lineage: Eukaryota; Metazoa; Arthropoda; Insecta; Hymenoptera; Formicidae
Gene: PIG-G
Product: GPI ethanolamine phosphate transferase 2
Exons: 13
Coding region: 246-3020 (924 amino acids)
Biological process (GO): GPI anchor biosynthetic process
Cellular component (GO): endoplasmic reticulum membrane
Source: RefSeq, a predicted model, not a curated record
UCAUGCAAUUAAUAUUUACUUAUAUUUGUUUAUAUAAUAAGCAUUUUUCACCUACAUAGAUGUCAUAAAAUACGUAUUCCAAAUGCAUUUAAUAUUUUUUUUUAAUAAGCUAAAUAUUAUUUUGAUCAAAGAAAUUCAAAAUUUCCCGGAUGUAUAAAGCCGAGCGCUCGAUUUCUCGAAUAAUCACAAGUCGACUAUGCUACCCGACGCUCAGCUGUUAUCGCUGUUGGUAAAAUUAUGAAAAGAUGCGUACGAAUGAUCUCCUGUUGUUUUACAUAUUGUUGAUCGCGCCAAUUUCAAUUGCUCUGUUCCUGUAUGGUUUUUUCCCGACUGCUCAUCAUAGUGACACGAUCGCCACUCGAAAAGAUAUUCCGCAACAUGUUGAGAAUGUUAGGAUACAGGCAGAUAUACUGUAUAAACCGGUAGUGAAGAAGUUGAUAAUUAUGGUGAUUGAUGCGCUAAGAUGGGAUUUUGUCGCAAGCCCAGUAGGGAAGCAUGCCAUGCCAAUGACGAGUAGUUUACUGGCAAAUUCUUCUGGUUGUUUACUCCGGGCAAAAUUGCAAUCUCCGACAGUAACAAUGCCCAGGAUAAAGGCCAUGAUGACUGGCACAGUGCCGAAUUUUGUGGAUGUUGUACUUAACCUUGGAAGUAAACCUCUGUCCAGUGACAGCCUGUUGCUCCAGGCAAAGAGACAGGGACACAAAUUGGUGUUCUAUGGGGACGAGACCUGGCUCUCCCUGUUUCCCAAUAUGUUCAAGCGUCAUGAUGGCACAACUUCGUUUUUUGUUACAGAUUUUACAGAGGUGGACAAUAAUGUGACUCGACACGUGCAGAGCGAACUGAGUAACGAAGACUGGUCCGUAAUGAUUCUGCAUUAUCUUGGACUCGAUCACAUCGGUCACGUCGAAGGCCCAUUCGGUGCAUCAAUUAAGCCCAAGCUACAGGAAAUGGACGAGAUCAUCGGUCAGAUCGCCCGUAAAGUGCAGUAUUGGAACGACAACAGCACUCCUUCACUUUUCGUCGUCUGUGGCGAUCACGGGAUGAAAGACUCAGGCGGCCACGGCGGUUCGACGCUGCAGGAGACGACGGUACCGUUCGUCAUGAUAGGACAAGUUCGCUGUCCCACGCGGAAGAAUGAAUCGAAGCCAAUCGAAAUUGAGCAGCUCGACAUAGCGGCGACGCUUUCGGUCGCUAUGGGACUACCCAUUCCCUCGAUAAACCUCGGCUCCGUCUUCUUGGAUAGUAUCUACGAUCUUUCCGACUCCAAGAGACUCUUUCUUCUCUAUUACAACACCAAGCAGCUGUUCAACCAUUUCCGGAGACUCGUCACCAGCGAGUCACAAAAUAUACAUCGGAAGUACAGGAACACCGUGAAGCUGCACAUCGGCUGGCUGAAUGCGAACGAAAAGCCGAGCGAGAUGGUAGAGAACAUCGUCUCUUCGUACAACGCGAUCCUCAAGGAGAUGAAGGCCACUUUGAUCGCCAGUAUGGUUAAGUACGACAUUCGCUCGAUGGCUGCAGCCGUAUUCUUUCUUUUUCACAUACUUUGCAUCUUGCUCGUCGUACGAAACCUUACUGGGUCUACGUUCAAAAGGACCGCGUUCUUCUUCCUGCUAAACGCGAGUUUGUGCCUGGGGAUAGAUUACUUCCUCGAUCCCGAGAACACGACUUCGCUCUACCCGACGAGUGUGUUCAGCCUUCUCUUGAUCGUGCUUGUCAUCAGUAUUCUAUGCGUAAAUUGUUAUUUUCUGUCGAGCGUGAAACGCGGCGACUUGUUCCUUAUAAAGGUGAAAAAGGGAUCGAAGAUGCGGGUGUUCCAGAUCGGUGCGUUAUUGCACGUAGUGAGCUUUGCUGGUAACAGCUUCGUCGAGGAGGAACACCAGACUUGGUAUUUCUUCUGGAGCAGUACGGUUGCGUGUUUGCUCUAUCGUUGCUCCGGAAAAUGGUUCGCGUACCAUCGAUAUUGCAGUGAUUCUAGUCAUCAGUUCCACGUACUUUGCAUUAAGUUAUUGUUGCUACUGAUAGGACACAGAAUUCUGCGAAAACUAAAUAGCACCGGCGAUAAGUACGCCCAUCUGCCCGACAUAGCCGGUUGGUUGAAGGAUGACGAUAGCAGAGUAGGAAUGACGCUCCUGCUGCUCGCUGCGCUCGUUUUUCUAAUUUGGAUCGCUCACGAUUGCGAGGAUAAGGAAUAUAAGUGGCAAUCGUUAAUACUUAAUACAGUGAUCGCAGUAUGCAUAUAUCUUCGCCACAUGGCCAGUGGAGCAGUCGGCAAGAUUCCAUCAUAUUUCUCGUCAAGCGGGAUAUACGAAGUGCAAACGUUUUGGGGGAUAACAGCGUUGUUUCUCAUAAGCUGCGGUUACCGCGUGAGAUUAACGAUCAAAUACAACAGGAAGCGUUUCACGAGCACCAUGCUGUUCUUCAUGAUUAAUACUUGGGUGAUGGUCUCGGCGAUGUUGCACCAGCCGUACAAUGUGAUCCUAUUGCCGAUGCAGAUCGUCGCGAGCUCAACGAUAGACACCGUACUAAGGGAGAAUAAUUUACUCGAUCUCAGCGUUUUCGCGCAUUACUGGCUCGGCAACGUAUUUUAUUUUUACCAGGGCAACUCCAAUAGCCUCGCAAGCGUAGACGUCGCGGCGGGGUACAUCGGCCUGCGUUCUUAUGUGCCCUUCGUCACCAGCGCGUACUUAAUCGUCAACACUUAUUCUGCCCCUGUCUUGGCUUACUUCUUGCUCAUUUAUUACCGACAGUUGAAUGAAACGCACUCCGACGCUGUCGUGCGAACCAGCAAGACUUACGUCACGUGGAGACUGUUCACGAUGACCGUUUACACAAUCAUAGUCACAGCACAGCGUCACCAUCUGUUCGUCUGGUCGGUGUUCUCGCCGAAAUUAUUGUACGAGUCGAUGUACUCCGUGAUAAUGUGCUGCAGCACACUACUGGUGUUGAUAGUAAUCAAGUUGCAACGUGCAAUGACACCCAAUUACAGCACAUCAACAUCGACGACGUCGCAGUUCUGAUCGCACGAAUUUCAAUACUCGACCGAGAGCCAUUCCGGAAGUACGAUAUUGACUGUACAGAAAUUAAUGUACUAUACUAACUAUACUAUACUAACGGACAUUUAGUGGUAUAAGUAAAUGUGCGACGACAGUGGUCAUAUUGUUCAACGGAAACUUUAUUUUCGCUUUAAAAAGGGAAAAAAAGGAUCUCGACAAUCGUCGCAUUUCGCUCGAUCAGAAGGAAUUCGAGGAGUCCUCUGAACAGGAUGCGACCAUCUCAUCAUCUCGUCUAUCUAUUAUCAAUCACAACCGAAGUACAUUGGUACCAUUUCUUACCAACGAGAGAUCAAGAGACGCAGCACAUGGAACUGUUCGGAAAGACUUGUACUUAUCUAAAACGGUCGAACAGCCGAUGACAAUUGAAACGAAGCUAUGAAAGUAGCUCAAGUUACGAGAUCAAGGAUAACUUGUGCAAAAAUAUUAUGUAUGAUAUAUUUAAUAUAUAUAUAUAUAUA